Mycena indigotica is the source of this 795-nucleotide messenger RNA. RefSeq lists its product as uncharacterized. NCBI's taxonomy places the organism in Eukaryota, Fungi, Basidiomycota, Agaricomycetes, Agaricales, Mycenaceae. The transcript is spliced from 2 exons. The coding region runs from base 1 to 795 and encodes 264 amino acids. The record is from RefSeq and is a predicted model, not a curated record.
AUGACGAACUGGGCUAUCUUCCUCACCGCUCCGCAAGCGCCACCCAAGACGCUCAACCGGGCGCUGCUAUAUGUGCACGACUUUGAGUACUCCGAGUUCCCCCCGGAGUUCGGCUGGAUCCUCCUCAGCUCCAAGAAGCUCCCCUCGAAGGCCAAGGCGCGCAAGCCCACGCGGCUGCCCAUCACCCCGGUAAUCGCCGCGAGCGAGUGCGCGGGCAUGUCGCUGGCGGAAAUCAACACCUUCGUGCGCGCGAACGGCAAGGCGCUGGAGAAGAUCGACCUGUCGAACAGCCACUGGGCCGUGCUCGACCAGCGCGGGCUCGAGACGGGCACGUGUCUCGUGUGCCACCAGACGUACGCGCCGCCGGCGGACGGGGAGGAGGGGGAGGGGAAGAUGACGGACGAUUUCCGCGCGUGCCGGCUCCCGUGGGAGAAGGCGUGGGGCAUGAUUUCGAAUCUGGACAUGGCGAAUAUGAAUUUCGAGGAUUUUAUUGACGAGGAGGCGGGCGAGCAGGAGGACGGCGCGUGGCUGUACCGGUCGGCGCCGCCGAGCGACGAGCCGGAGGCGGAGGCAGAGGGAGAGGAAGAUGAGGGGAAUGAUGAUGGAGAGGAGGAUGGAGGAGAGGAAGAUGCGGAGGGCGAAGAUGCGGAAGAGGAUGCGGAAGAGGAAGACGAGGAGGGAGAUGAAGAAGAAUGGGAAGACGAGGAGGAAGGGGAAGAUGAAGAGGAGGGGACACCCGGAAUGACCCGGCAGGCGGUAUACGAGCUGCUCAAGGCCGGUGACCAUGUCGAUUGA